Messenger RNA from Arachis stenosperma, 1330 nucleotides. Its product is annotated as CSC1-like protein At1g62320. Bases 184 to 804 code for a protein of 206 amino acids. Gene Ontology annotation, cellular component: plasma membrane. Lineage: Eukaryota; Viridiplantae; Streptophyta; Magnoliopsida; Fabales; Fabaceae. Gene Ontology annotation, molecular function: calcium-activated cation channel activity. The transcript is spliced from 4 exons. The record is from RefSeq and is a predicted model, not a curated record.
GCUUUUAUUUGUGCAGCUUUUCUCUCUUUUGUAUAGUUUGGUACCUUUCUGAUUGUUAACUUGAAUUUGCGCAAAUUAACUCUGAAAGAAUUGAACUAAUGACCUUGUGCAACUCAAUUUCACUUGAACCUGUUAGAGAUAGCUUCAAAGAGGAAAAAAGUCACAGAUGAUCCAAAGUCUAUCAUGUCUGCGGCAUUUGUUUCAUUUAAAACACGAUGGGGUGCCGCUGUAUGUGCUCAAACUCAACAAACUAGAAACCCAACACUCUGGUUGACUGAAUGGGCUCCAGAGCCACGAGAUGUAUAUUGGCGAAACCUGCCAAUUCCAUACUUUUCCCUCUCUGUCAGGAGGUUAAUCAUGGCCGUUGCUUUCUUCUUCCUCACUUUCUUUUUCAUGAUCCCAAUAUUAUUUGUUCAAACACUUGCAAGUAUUGAGGGAAUCGAAAGGACUGCACCAUGGUUGAAGCCACUUGUUACUGUCCCUUUCAUUAAGUCAUUCAUUCAAGGUUUUCUACCUGGGAUCGUGUUGAAGCUUUUCUUAAUCUUUCUUCCCACAAUACUGAUGAUCAUGUCCAAAUUUGAAGGCUUUGGAUCUAUAUCAUCUCUUGAAAAGAGAUCAGCUUCUAGGUAUUAUCUGUUCAAUUUUGUGAAUAUAUUUCUUGGGAACGUACUCACUGGAUCGGCAUUUCAACAGCUGAACUCUUUCGUUCACCAACUAGCCAAUCAAUAUCCUAUAACAAUUGGCACUACGAUUCCUUUAAAAGCAACUUUCUUUAUAACUUAUAUCAUGGUUGAUGGAUGGUAAUUUAAUGUGUUUGAUAUCUCCAAAUUAUUGGAGGCACUAUAUUGGAAAGGGGUACCAAUUUUUGACAUGGGCAGCCAUAUGAGCAGAGUGGAUGUCGGCUGGGGGUCUCCAACAGUUCAUAAAAUGGGUACCAGGUUUGAUAAUUAAUUGAUUAUAUGUUGUACUUGAUUUUAUGCAUUAUUGUCAAGAAUUCUUUGAUCUCUUCUUCUAAUUGUUUGGUAGAAAGUUUGAGGAGGUACUUCUCCUAUAUUUAGUCUUGAGAUUUUAUCUUACAUACCUUCUAUAAUUGUUAUAGUGUUAUGGCAAAUUAUAAUGCCUUGUUCUGCAACAAUAGUUUAGUGUCUUAUAACUAAGUAUCAAAAGUCAUAUAUAUCACUGGUUUAAGUGUGUAUUUGAUUGUUUAAUUAGACUAAAACAUUGUUAUUUAUCCUUAUGCAGAUUGUUGACUCAAUAAUAUCGCAUGGAUGAAUUCCGUGGAAGGACAGAGUGAAAAAUAGAAUCCUAGGAUUGGACUUAUUUUUAUUUG